AUGGUUCUCGAUCCAACGUCUUGCAACUCUGUGCCAUUCCUCGUCGAACCAGCACCCCCAGGCUCGACGACGCCGAACCUGGUUUUGCCCCCCAUCAGUAAUUUAUUCAGUGGCACGCCCAUUAAUGCCGGCCCGUUGCCCCCGAUAGUAUCGACGUCCCAGUGCUCGAAUAUAUUGAGCAGUACUGGUUCCCAGCCGACGAACGACGUGCCCGAGACCUCUCCGUUUAUGACACCACCAACGUUAACAACAUCUAGUGUGAUGGCCUCUCAGGCAAACGUCUAUCCAUCGAACGCUGGAAAUGGUUAUUUGCAAGAGACCGUUACUCCAUCUCCACCUAUCAGCAUUGAAUCUCAACCGUUGUCCAGUCCAGUGUCAUCCAGUUUGAGUUCUUCGUCGUCUAUUACAAAUUCCGGGACAGCGGGCGCGAGUACUUGGUCAAGUUCAAGUACGCCCUUGUGGUCUUCUUUGACGACAAGUUCUGAUAAUUUGUCCUCUGGUUCAUCUCUGAUAUCAACACAAACGCUCUCCCCAUUAUCGUCUACACCCACCAUGACAUCUGAUGUAUCCUCAACAUCUACCGCACCCGGUUUUACUUCAUCUUUCACCACCACACCCAUUCCUCUUCCUUCAACUUCGCUGUCUUCAGCAAUGACAACAUCUACUUCCGCAGUAGUUUCAACUUCCGCCCCACAAAGCUCUUCGUUGUCAGCAGGUCCAUAUUCGUCAUCAGACACAGCCCUCGCAUCCAGCUCUUCUUCGGUGUUCACUACGAUCACUCCAUUUCCCACCACGUUGAUUAUUUCUACUACCGAUGUCGAUCAAUACAGCACGUGGACUGAUACUCCUUGGACAUCGACGCUGAUUUUGACAUCCGUCCUGUCGGGUUAUCCCGUCACCACUUGGACGACGACAACGAGCGGGGUGCUCAGUACCGCAGCUGUAGAUACCAAUGGGAACAGGCUCUCUCGUUCCCCUGGUUCUAUUGCUGGCCUUUUCCUCGGGGUCCUCGGAGCUAUUGCUUUCGCUGUUCUCUGGCUUUUCUGUGCUCGUCGUCGACAGCGCAAGCUAUUAUCUCGUGAUGCGAGCGCUAUUCCUCCAUGGGCGCCUGGCGGCCCACUUGAAGCCGAAGUAGACAUGGAAGAGCGUUAUGGUGGGAUUAUCGCAGCUCUCAAUGAGGGCAUGGGUGCGGGAAGGAAUGUUCGAAUCGAAGGAGAUACGAGUGGAGAAGUGUCGGGAGAACUGGUAACUGGGCGCGCUUCGUCCCCUAAUCUGCCUCCAUAUUCACUUGGAGAGGAUGAUGACGGUCCCCAUGUCUUCCCAUUAUCUCCGCCUCCAUCUGCGUACUCCGCUCCCCCGCCACCGUCCGCGUAUGUUCCGCAUACCGCUAAUGGUUCCCGAAGAAGAAGUUCGCCUGGGCCCGAUGCUUCCGCAUGGUUUGGGGGGUAUAAUGUUGCUCCUGCUCCUUCGGCUGCAUCGCAUUACUCCCAUUCUUCCACCCACUUUCUUACCAGAACCGAAACCGGAACUAGGACGAGGACUGGAAGCGAGGAGCCACUCUUGACGAGAGCCGGAAGCGGAUCUUCUUAUCUUGAUUCUGGCAACAAAGUCAGGCUAGGGUCAGCAUUCGGUUCGCCUGAAGGAAGCAUGAUUGGCCAUAACCUUUCACCUACGUCACAGUCCUCUGGCAUGCUGAGUGCGACCGCUUCCUUCGACGUUCUGCGGAGUAUUUCGUCUCAGGGCGCACUGCGGAGCACGUCUUCGCAUGGGUAUGGGCUUGGGUUUGGGAGUACCUCGUCCGGUGCCGAGUCACAUCAGGGACCUGCGCUAGGGCUCGCGAUUAGUGCAGCUCCGACUAGUUACCAGAACAGGCAUGUUACGAGAUGGAAGAAGGGGAAGCGAGAGAGCACUGGAAGCACCAGUACUGCAUCCGCGUCUUUAUCCGGCUCUGUGGUCGAGAUACCUACAGGCGUACGAGCUUUCCUUGGUCGUCUCAGACGGGGCAAUACCCCGAGCCCAAAGGCAGGUUCUUCAAGAGAAUUGCCUAGAGACAUAGAGAGCGAGGGAGCUGCUGAGAAGAUAAAUGCUUACGGCCCAGAUAUCUUCUCAGCUUAUGUCUCCCCUGCCACUCCCGAACCUGCGUCCAUGUCAACAUCCCCGCGGUUUGUGCUUUCUAACCCCGAUCCAUGGCUUUCCUCGCCGUAUGUUCAUGCCGACGUGGCGGAACAUGAGGAUGGCUUGCAGCCACCCUCAUGGCCAUGGCUUAGUGUGCCGUCAACCUCCUCCCCUGUGCCCGCCGACGAGUCACGCCUGACUACGGCUGACGGACUUCUUGAUCCUCGCCUGCGUGACUCUUUCGAAGGAAGGAGCAAUUCAAGUUUACGGGAUUUUGAAGAUUACUCCCGGCCAAUUGGAGGUCUCAUCAAUAACCGGCUGCAUAGUACCACAACAUUUGGCACUAUUGAUACCCAUGAAUUUGACAAUGGAACGAGCGUACAAAAUCGAGAGGACGACCAGCAAGAGGAUGCUUGUGCGACAAUGACCCAGACACCUCGUGCAAGCUGGAUCAUAGAUGGUGGCGCGGAUGUCCACGCGCAUUAG
Suillus discolor is the source of this 2601-nucleotide messenger RNA. RefSeq lists its product as uncharacterized. The transcript has 5 exons. Bases 1 to 2601 code for a protein of 866 amino acids. Lineage: Eukaryota; Fungi; Basidiomycota; Agaricomycetes; Boletales; Suillaceae. The record is from RefSeq and is a predicted model, not a curated record.